UUCUCAGUAACACAAACAUCAAAAAUGGGAUUGGCCAAGAGAUCUCGAGGCACAAAAAAUUUAAUUUGGGGAAAUAAAUAAAUGGUUCAUCAAUUUCACACAACAUUAGCAAGAUUUCAUUGUCCUGUUUUUUUCUGCAACCGUGGAUUAACCGGACCUUGAGUAAAAUGAGCCACUGAACAUCGACCGAUUAACAAGGCUGUUUGUGGUACAGUGCUGCUUCACUGCUGAAGAGCAGCUCUGUCCAUCCAUAAAAAGGAAUAUUUCCAGUUCAUCUUUGUACCAGUCGAGGGAGAUGUCAAGAUGUUAAUUCACAUGAAUAACUGGCCUCUGUGUUUGAGCACAGUCUUCAAUGGGACCUGACUACAAACCAGUUUGUGUUUGUCCUGAUGAGAGAUUGAAAGACUUUUACUUGGUUUCCUCCCAUUGUCAACAUUUCCAGUCUAACUGAAUGAGAUCUUUAGACCUAAUUCAUAAAGUCAAUGUAUAAAUGGUAUACAGUAGGGCCACACAAAAUAAUAACUUCAGUAAAAGAAACGCUACAUGGAAACACGACUUCAGCUUCAUUUAUCUUCAUCCUGAUGCUGAUGUUUGCUGUUGGUUUGGUGCUGUAACCAGCUGCAUUGAAAGGACGCAUACAAAACCAUUUCAACCUGUAAAUACUCCUGUACAAACUUGUAAAUACCAACUGGUCUUAAAUUCUCUAAUAUUUAUUACUUUUUUCUCUCCUUUUCUCCUUUUCAUUGUUAUUAUUAUCAUUAUUAUUACAACUGCUAAAUUCUGUUGUUUUCUUCGUAAUAUAACUGCACUCUCUAUAUGCUCAUGUAAGGCUGAGGAGCACGAGAAAAUGCAUUAUGGAUAAAUGUGGCUACACUGUUUAUCUGUACAUGACAAUAAAACUUGAAACACACUGAAACACAGAGUAGGAAACAGAGCAAAGGACAAAAGGAGAAAAGGAGAGACUAAUACCUCGAAGUGGAAUGUUGGAAAUGUGCAGAAAGAACAAGUUGGUGGGAGGAGCCACUCCUCUCUGUUUUUAUCUCCUAUUUAGUUUGGGAGGAGCCCAGUUUCAGCGUCACAGUGACAUCACUGCUUGGAGCCACAGGCUGGAGUAAAAGCACUGAAACUUUUUCUCUGCAACAGAGGAUCACACCAGUGCAACUCAAAGCUGUGGGUUUAACAUGACUUUGUUAAAAUCAGGCAGAUGCAGGCUGUAGAAUUUAGGGAAAAAGUGAAUAAUGAGUAAGCACAGGUGGACCUGUCUGGUGGGAACUUGUAGUGGUGGUUUGAGGCAUUUUCACGAAGGACUGAAAAGAAAAAGAUAACAAGCUCAGAACAAAAGCCGGUGAUUUCCUGCAGGAUGAUUGUGGCACAAAAAAAUCCGCUACAGUAAAUGCACUUUACUUCUUCCGAGUACUUUCACAGUGACAUCACAUUACACGCAGCACACCCAGAAGAGCUGCAUUCCACAGCUGCACUCCUCUUUCUCCUCCUCCUCCUCCUCAGCUGAGUCCGUAGGUGUGUUUGAGUCACAGCCGUUCAGCUGCUCAGCAGGCCGACCACGAAACAGACUGACAGCCGCGGGACCUUCAGUGAAGCAGAGAGAAACUGAAAUAGAAGGUAAAAGUUGGUGUUGCGUGUGAACAAUGGAGCUGAAGGUGUGGGUGGAGGGUGUGGUCAGAGUUGUUAGUGGCCUAUCACUAAACACUUCCUGUCAGGAUGUCGUCAUAGCUCUCGCACAAGCAAUCGGUCAGACAGGUCGUUACAUUCUCAUUUUGAAGUUACGAGGGAAUGAGAGACACUUGGUUGCUGAUGAUUGUCCACUGCAGCACCUGGCUCAGCUGGGACAGUUGGCCACAGAGGUCCAGUUCGUUCUGCGGAGGACCGGCCCGAGCCUCAGCGAGGGUCCAGACACCUCCGCCAACGAGAGACGUCUUCCACUUUCCAGACCCUCAGAACCAGAGCCCCUCAAACGCAGAGAGCCACAAAAGGCUCUGACAUUUAGUCUGGGUCCCUCAACACUUCCCAAAAGGAAUAAACCAAAGAAGGACUGGUCUCGAUCUCCCAGAUCCUCACCAGAACUGAGGGCCUCACCGGUAUCUUUCCUAGACCCUGUGAACUCCAUGAAGACAAAUCCUUCUUACCCCAAAGACGAGGUGUUUAGGGAUAUUCUGCAGCAACAGAGAAGACUACAGGAUCUGGAGAUUCAGCUUCAAGAUCUGGAAAGAGAGACUGAGUUAUGGGAGCAGAAGUGGUCAUCUCCUGAAGUAACUCUGGCUUUUGCUGAAGAACUGGAGGAACUGCAGUGGAGAGUGAGACAGAAUGAGGUAGAGCUGAUGCAGACGGAAGACUGGGAGAAAGCAUUACAGGCAGAGAUGGAAAGAGAACAAGGUAUGCACAGGCGCCUGGAUCAGAUUCAUUCAUCCAUAAACGAUCAAAGUUACGAAAUCACUACACUCCAAACCCGUUCUGCACAUCUAGAAGAGGACCUGCAAGUCAGAGUCCAAACGCAAAGUUCUCUGACAGCACAGCAAGAUGAGUCCCUGAAGUCCCUGAAGCAGGAGCUCCACAACCGCCUGCAGCUAGGAGAAGAACUCGAUGUAAGACUGGCUGAGUCACAGCAGGAGAUGGAAACGGCUGAGGAAAGGGUAAAGGACAGACUGGAGAUUAUUGAGGAGCUGAACAAAGAGCUGAGGCAAUGUAACUUGCAGCAGUUCAUCCAGCAGACCGGUGUGACCUCACAGACGGAGCAGACAAACCUACCAGUCAACGAUGUUUACCUUAAUAACGCUGGCAUUAGGGAGUAGAAACAGAGGGGGAGCUGUUCACUCCAGCGACUGCAACAAAAUGAAGAAGAAGACGAGACAUU
Molecule: messenger RNA, 2869 nt
Organism: Pundamilia nyererei
Lineage: Eukaryota; Metazoa; Chordata; Actinopteri; Cichliformes; Cichlidae
Product: ras association domain-containing protein 8-like
Exons: 5
Coding region: 1647-2807 (386 amino acids)
Biological process (GO): signal transduction
Source: RefSeq, a predicted model, not a curated record